Messenger RNA from Rhinopithecus roxellana (golden snub-nosed monkey), 4966 nucleotides. RefSeq names its product DIRAS family GTPase 2 (gene DIRAS2). Gene Ontology annotation, biological process: signal transduction. The coding region runs from base 977 to 1576 and encodes 199 amino acids. The record is from RefSeq and is a predicted model, not a curated record. Lineage: Eukaryota; Metazoa; Chordata; Mammalia; Primates; Cercopithecidae. Gene Ontology annotation, cellular component: plasma membrane. Gene Ontology annotation, molecular function: GDP binding; GTPase activity; GTP binding. The transcript has 7 exons.
CGCCCUGCUGACCGCGCCCAUGCGCCGGGAGCUGGGCGGGCACGGGCUGGAGCGCCGGGCGAGGCCCGCGGAAUCGGCCCAGGCGGCGGCGGGAGCAGAGGAGCCCAGGCGGGGCGCGGCGCUCUCCUCCCUCAGGCUGGAUGGACUCUGUGAAGACGUGAUCCCACCUACUGCAUCUAUCAAUGCUCUCCACUUUCAGGAUGUUAUUCUGUUGCUGUUGUAUUGCAGUGACAUCAAGAUAAACUGAGGGACAGAGAAUUCAAACCACUUGGCCAAAGCUAUACAGCCAGAAGUCUGACAAGAGUCUCAUAUGAUUAAAAUUAAGAUGCUGGCAGGGACGCAUUCCUCUCUGGAGUCUCUAGAGGAGAAUUCAUUUUCCUGCUCUCCACAGCUUCUAGAGUCUGCCUGCUCUUAUUGACUCAUUGCCCGUUCUUCAUCCUCAAAGCCAGCAAUGGUGCUGCAUCCUUAUCACAUCAGAUCACUCUAACGCUGACCCUCCUGCUGACCUCUUUCCUUUCUAAGGACACUGGACUUCCCUGGAUAUUUCAGGAUAAUCUCUCUAUUUUAAGUGCACAGCCUAGAACUUCCAGAACUAACAACUGUUGAAACACAGUGUGAGAGUGGACAUCCUUACCUUGUUCCUGAUCUUGGUACCUGGCCUCAGACACUGCACCCAGUCCCUCCCAUCAGAUGCUAUUGCUGAAAGCAACGGGGAAUUGCAUGGACGGACAACUGGAAGCAGCUAAUGUGCAUCGAUGUCAUGAAGAAGAACAGAAGGGGCAAGUAAAUACAGCACCUUCAACUGAAACAUCCAGGGACUCUCAUUAGGACUAACUGAGGAAACUACUCAACCCACAGAGAAGGGAGAAAAGCAAGGCAAGGAGAUGGCCCACCCAGGAGUGACAUGGAACCAAGGGAAGCUCCCUCACCCAGAGAAGUGGUGCGUCCUGGCUGAUAGUUGGACCUCUCCAGCAACAUGCCUGAGCAGAGCAACGAUUACCGGGUGGCCGUGUUUGGGGCUGGAGGUGUUGGCAAGAGCUCCCUGGUGUUGAGGUUUGUGAAAGGCACAUUCCGGGAGAGCUACAUCCCGACGGUGGAAGACACCUACCGGCAAGUGAUCAGCUGCGACAAGAGCAUAUGCACAUUGCAGAUCACCGACACGACGGGGAGCCACCAGUUCCCGGCCAUGCAGCGGCUGUCCAUCUCCAAAGGGCACGCCUUUAUCCUGGUGUACUCCAUUACCAGCCGGCAGUCCUUGGAGGAGCUCAAGCCCAUCUACGAACAAAUCUGCGAGAUCAAAGGGGACGUGGAGAGCAUCCCCAUCAUGCUGGUGGGGAACAAGUGUGACGAGAGCCCCAGCCGCGAGGUGCAGAGCAGCGAGGCGGAGGCCUUGGCCCGCACAUGGAAGUGCGCCUUCAUGGAGACCUCAGCCAAGCUCAACCAUAACGUGAAGGAGCUUUUCCAGGAGCUGCUCAACCUGGAGAAGCGCAGGACCGUGAGUCUCCAGAUCGACGGGAAAAAGAGCAAGCAGCAGAAGAGGAAAGAGAAGCUCAAAGGCAAGUGCGUGAUCAUGUGAAGGCCCUUCCUGCGGGAGGAGCAGCUGUGUGUCCCCGGCACCUCACUCCCCCCCAGUGACACCCACCGUCGUCAGGGUAGCAUGUACAAUGCCCACGUGUUAAACAUUGCAUUUAAUCGAGAUGCGCCCUAUAGUCCUUAAGAGGGCGUUCCACACCACCAACAGUAAGCCACCCCCUCUGGAGUCACAGAAUCUGCCAGGCGGUGCAAGUGAAAACCAGUACGCUCAGCAUCCCUGGGAACUGAGAGCUGCCAGCAAUUUCUGAAGAUGGCCAUGAACACCCGAAGGUGGGAGGGAGGACUGGUACCCACAAAGCAACAUGUACCGAGAGGACUAAAGGUCAUCUACGUGCAUGUGAGAGCCUGUUAACCCAGAGCUACCCGCACCAACCCCAAACAGAAGCCAAUCACAUCUUUGGGGGAGGGGAGGGGCAGGAAGAGGUGAGAAGAUCAGAUGGUCCAAAGUGGACCACAGUUGGUCCAUUUUACAUAUUUUUAAAGGGGAUUAAAAACCACAGCCUCUCCCCUAAAGGGUGUUCAUUCUUAAUUCCCCCCUGGCCAGUUAGGAGCCUUGCUACCCUGAGGGCAUGUGUUCACCUCACUAGACCUAGUUAGGAAGUAUCAUUUUAACGUAUUAGAGUAUUUAUCUUCAUGUGCAGGGAUAAGUGCACUAAUAGUGUGCUGCUCUGUCAGAAGUUCUUUAGUUUUUAAGUGAGGAUAUCGUGACAGUAUUAAAACAUCGCAAUAAUGUUCCUGUGUGUUAUACAUCGAGGGUUUUAGAAAUGUGAUUUUCUUCUUUUGACCUGUGAGGGGUAUAACUUCUUUCAGCCCUCAGAUUUUAAAUAUAAGCAAAUAAACUCGGUAUUUUUAGACGUUUUUUUCCUCCAAGGUGGUUUUCUUCUCUUAAAUAACUCAAUCGGUACCCAGCUGGGUAGCAGCCAGCAAAGGCCAUCAGACAACCUGAAGCACAUCCAUUUUUGUAGUGUCACAAACAUGUAUAUGCCACACUUUGCACCUUAAUGAAAUACUUUGAAACAGAAGUUAUUCACUGUGUUUUUGAUGAUCUAUCUAUAUUGGAAAUAUAUUCCUGGAAAAUGCAUUUAAGUAAUAGUAAAUUCUCCUGCAUGUUCCAUUAGACAUGUCUUCUAGAGCUGUUCGAUAGAGUAUUCAUUCUAGAAACAAUUAUCUUUUUCUCCUAAUGAUUUUGUGUGCAUCUUUAAUCUUUCAAGCCAAAUUACAGCCAUUUCAGGUUUAGCUUGGGGAUAGGAUGGUGGCUGGAGACAGGCAGGCUGCUCUGCCCUGGGAAGAGCCCACUCAGCUUAAUCGCUCUGCCACCGUAGAGCCCGGUUGGACUUGGCUUCCUGAAAACUCCCACUGAUAGUGCCUGUCAGAUCUCCUGUUUGUUUCAGUUGGCAGAACAUUUACUGGCCCCAACUGUGGCAUCAUCCUCUCAGCAAUCUUCCUGUCACCUGCCUGGCAGGCAGAAGAAGCUGCAGUCCCACGUGGGCCUGCCUGAGGGGGGUGGGGGCUGCCUGGCUGUUGGGUGGCAGUGCCAGCACAGGCAGGGCUUAAGUCGGGGAUGUUUGACUGUGCCACCUCCUGCAGUUGCUGUUUCUCCUGUCCCUCCUGUGCAGGGCUUGCAGCAGCAGCAAUAUGGCCAUCUCCAUCCCCCAAAGCGCACUUGCUCUCUCAAUAUGUCCUAGUUUUCUUUAGCCUUUUCUGGUUCAGUUCCCUUGUCCUGAUCUCAUCCUCUUUGGUCUCCCAAUAACUCACCCUUGGGAUGUGUUUAGUGCAUGGGAGGUACCUUUGAGAACUGCUUGACUCCAUGCUCUCCUAGAACAAAACCGCCCUGACUUUACAGGGGGAGCACUCACGCUGAGCUGAGAAAGCAGAGAAGUGGCCUGGGAGCCAGCUGGGGGUGCAGAGCAUUUGGGCCAGUCCUGUGCCCCGCUUCAAAUUCCUCAAGCAGGAUUGUUCUGUUCUAGAAAGCUGUUGCACAGCAUUCGCAAUGAGAUCUUUAGUUGGCGGAUUUUCUGGAACAUUUGUUUUUCAACUUGUCCCGACAUUUUUUUCUGUUUCUAUUCUGAGAGAGAGAUGAUCAAGUUUUAAUUUGGGUAUAGGUUAAAUGGAAGAAGAAACAGAACUUCAUGGCCAAAAUGGGGUGUAUAGAUUUUGAGUGGGUUCUUUGCUAACAGUAGAAUGUGAUAUUCACCACUGACUGUAGUGUUAAUAAAGCUUUUAAUGUGAGAUAUUCCUACAAACCAUCCCAUUUCUACUGAUUGUAAGUCAGAAUUUCUUUUAUCCCUUUCAAAUCAGUUUCUACAUGUUUAAGUGUUUAGGGCUUCAUCAGCAUGAGAAGUUUAUAAUUACUGAAAAUCUGAUUUCAUUCAGGACACGUUUUUUUCCUUUAUAUUUUGCCUGUGCAUUUAUAGGCUGGGAAGGCUAUUGAAGCUUCAGUUAGGGGUCUUCAUUUUGAGAUCAUUUUCUAUGAGCUGAACUGAGGAUAUCGAUGGUUAUCUCAAAAUCAUCUUUUAGGAGCUCCCCAAUUGACUCAGGGUUUGAGGAGUUAGUAUCACAGAAUCAGAUUUUUUUAAAGCAUUUGUAUGUUUCCAUUCCCAAAUAUGUAGCCGUGGUUCUUGAAAACACAUCCUACAUUGCAUAUGGGCACAGCAGUUUUUGACCCAGCCAGAAUCAGUUAAUAUUUAAUUAAAUAUUGCUUUGAGGAUGGCGCCCUGGGCAUGAGCAUGGGGCUCCACGACUUCCCUUCUGUCCCCACGAGCCCCUCCUCCAUCCAGCGACAAGCCAUGGGCAUGCAUACAAUGCACCAAGACCAACACAAGAGCAAUAUUGAAUUGUUCAUUCUAUCUAAAAUGACAUGUAUAUAAAACAUAUAAUUUAUCUUCCUGCAUUUUUGAAGUAUAAAGUCAUAAAUUGUACAUAUCUGUAAGCUAGUGUAUUUGUUUCACUGUUUGUAAUAUUUAAGAAAUGCUCAUUCUUUGUAGAACAAAAAUGUAUUAAAUAUUUUAAAAAUUGCUCUGUGAUACUUAAUUUUUUUCCCCUAAAUUUGUAAUGUGUUGCUUCUACAUAAGUUCUCUGGAAAUAUCUACAACUAAUAGGACACAUGUAAAUCCUUGAAGACACACCCUGGAAUUCAGUACCCCACAAGGACAGUGUGUAUACAAAGUAUUUGCAGAGCAUGACUUUUAUAUGUGUGGGAUAUCAAUGUGUAUAUUUAUAUUUAAAGUGUAUUUAUUGUUACAAGUCUAUUCUCUAUUAUAUUUUAUUUACUCUGCGGUUAUAAAAAUCACCCUUGCAUACAAGUUUCUAGUUGCCAGUGAUGUUCUGGAAAUAAUGGGACAUAUUACAAUAAAGUUACAGUUAUGACACCCUG